This is a messenger RNA of Neofelis nebulosa (Clouded leopard), 1279 nucleotides long. It is a transcript of the gene TMOD4, whose product is annotated as tropomodulin 4. Lineage: Eukaryota; Metazoa; Chordata; Mammalia; Carnivora; Felidae. The coding region runs from base 146 to 1183 and encodes 345 amino acids. Gene Ontology annotation, cellular component: striated muscle thin filament; myofibril. Gene Ontology annotation, biological process: pointed-end actin filament capping; myofibril assembly; muscle contraction. The transcript is spliced from 10 exons. Gene Ontology annotation, molecular function: tropomyosin binding. The record is from RefSeq and is a predicted model, not a curated record.
CUCUCCCCGGCACUGGGCUCUUCCUGCCGCGGGGACAGUGCUCCAGUAGCACUGACAGACCAACCGACAGAAGGGGAGGUGAGAAGGGAGGUGGCCACCAGGACUGGCUCCGUGAGCACCAGAGUGGGGAGGGGGUGGGGCCAUCAUGUCAUCGUAUCAGAAGGAACUGGAGAAAUACAGAGACAUAGAUGAAGAUGAGAUUCUAAAGACCUUGAGCCCCGAGGAGCUGGAGCAGCUGGACUGCGAGCUACAGGAGAUGGACCCCGAGAACAUGCUCCUGCCCGCUGGACUAAGACAACGUGACCAGACAAAGAAGAGCCCAACGGGGCCACUGGACCGGGAUGCCCUUUUGCAGUAUCUGGAACAGCAGGCACUAGAGGUCAAAGAACGUGAUGACUUGGUGCCCUUCACAGGCGAGAAGAAGGGGAAACCCUACAUUCAGCCCAAGAGGGAAAUUCCUGCACAGGAGCAGAUCACUCUGGAGCCUGAACUGGAAGAGGCAUUGGCCCAUGCCACAGACGCCGAAAUGUGUGAUAUUGCAGCAAUUCUGGGCAUGUACACACUAAUGAGCAACAAGCAAUACUAUGACGCCAUCUGCAGCGGAGAAAUCUGCAACACCGAAGGCAUUAGCAGUGUGGUGCAGCCUGACAAGUACAAGCCGGUGCCAGAUGAGCCCCCAAAUCCCACAAACAUUGAGGAGAUACUAAAGAGUGUUCGAAACAAUGACAAGGAGCUGGAGGAGGUGAACCUCAAUAACAUACAGGACAUCCCGAUACCCAUGCUAACUGAGUUGUGUGAGGCCAUGAAGACAAAUACCUAUGUCCGGAGCCUCAGUCUGGUGGCCACAAGGAGUGGUGACCCCAUUGCCAAUGCGGUGGCUGACAUGUUGCGUGAGAAUCGUAGCCUCCAGAGCCUGAACAUUGAAUCCAACUUCAUUAGCAGCACAGGGCUCAUGGCUGUGCUGAAGGCAGUUCGGGAAAAUGCCACACUCACUGAGCUCCGUGUAGACAACCAGCGCCAGUGGCCUGGCGAUGCAGUGGAGAUGGAGAUGGCCACCGUGCUCGAGCAGUGUCCCUCCAUUGUCCGCUUUGGCUACCACUUCACACAGCAGGGGCCACGUGCUCGGGCAGCCCAGGCCAUGACCCGGAACAAUGAACUACGUCGCCAGCAAAAAAAGAGAUAACACUUCCUUUCCCUUUACCAACCAGAGCUGGAAGCCCUGAAUGCUUAAAUCCUCAUCUCUCCCCCUUCCUGUAAAUAAAGGCCCUUCUGUCCACUC